This is a messenger RNA of Meloidogyne enterolobii, 1278 nucleotides long. NCBI's taxonomy places the organism in Eukaryota, Metazoa, Nematoda, Chromadorea, Rhabditida, Meloidogynidae. The record is from the annotation of a GenBank genome assembly.
AUGUCAGUAAUUACACAAUUUAUGUUAAAAUAUAUCUUAAUAAUUUUAAUAGAUUCUCAUCGUUGUGGAUUGCCUUUACACGUUGAUAAUGACAACCAAUUUAUUAGUAGAUACAAAAGAUUUCGUCCACACAAUUACCAUCAUAGACAUAAUCACCAUUUCAAUUACAAAAAUUCAUCCUUUAAACAUUUAAAUGAGACACACUAUCAUCAUGACGAACAUAUACACAGGAAAGUAAUGGGUGGCCAUGGAGUCGAGGAGGGUCAAUUGCCAUGGGCUGUAGCUAUACACAAACAUUUAGAUGGAUAUGGUAACAGAAAAUAUUUUAAAUUAAAUUUAAAAAAAGAUGGAUAUGCUUGCACGGGAACAUUAAUUUCGCGCCGUCAUGUACUAACUGCUGCGCAUUGCUUUUUUAAGUAUGGAAAGUUAUUGAAAAGAGAUGAAGUAGAAUGCCAUAAUACACACUGUUGUUAUUCAUAUGAACAAAGUGCAAUACCUGAGACAGAUGUUCAUAAUUACAUUACAGUUUAUAUUGGAUCCAAUUGUCUAAUAAACAGCAAUGUUGUCUUUGGAGAAUGCAACUCAAAAACACAUCAAAGACGAUUUAGAAUUUUAAAAGCAAAAUAUUCACAAUAUUUUGAUGCAAAAUGUUUACAUUACGAUUAUGCAAUUAUUGAACUUGAAGAGGAUGUUCCUGCGGAGAUAGCUAAUCAUAUUUGUUUAUUAAAUCUACACGAGAAUACAAAAAAUAUAAAUUGGCAAGCAAAUGCUUUUCCUGUGCUCGCUUAUGGAUGGGGACCUGAUCCUGGUACACAAGAAUGCCAUGGAAAGAAUAAAAGAGGAGGAUGUUUACUAUACGCACAUUCUCAAUUACAUUUGCUUAAAUUACCUGGAAUUUGGACAGAUCAGCAAUGCUUAAAUCAAGUAUCGAAAUUUGGAAAUUAUUUAGACCUGACUAGAAUUUAUGAUCUCAUUUGUACUAUGGAGACUUUCACAGAAGGAUUUUGCAAUGGAGACAGUGGAGGAGGUGUUAUUGCACAAUUUGCGGAUGAUAGCUAUGGUAGAACAAGACGUUGGUUCAUCGUCGGUAUUAUUUCAUUUGGCACUGGGUGCAUCAGCCUUUUUAGAGGGAGCCCGCCAAAAGCACAGGCUCAUGUAAGUGUUCCCUAUCAUAGUGAAGAAAUUACAGAAUGGUUAAAUGGAAAUUUGUUUCCUCAAAGUGAACAAUUGAGCUUUAAUGAGGUAUUAAAAUGUGAUUACAAAUUCCCUAUCUUUUAA